This is a messenger RNA of Toxotes jaculatrix (banded archerfish), 1776 nucleotides long. RefSeq names its product protein NLRC3-like. Lineage: Eukaryota; Metazoa; Chordata; Actinopteri; Toxotidae. The record is from RefSeq and is a predicted model, not a curated record. The annotation marks the transcript as partial. The transcript has a single exon.
AAAUCUACUCUGAAGAAGAAGUUCCAGUGUGUGUUUGAGGGGAUCUCUAAAGCAGGAAACCCAACCCUUCUGAAUCAGAUCUACACAGAGCUCUACAUCACAGAGGGAGGGACUGGAGAGGUCAAUGAUGAACAUGAGGUCAGACAGAUUGAAACAGCAUCCAGGAAACCAGCCAGACCAGAAACAAGCAUCAGACAAGAAGACAUCUUUAAAGCUUCACCUGGAAGAGACGGACCAAUCAGAACAGUGAUGACAAAGGGAGUGGCUGGCAUUGGGAAAACAGUCUUAACACAGAAGUUGACUCUGGACUGGGCUGAAGACAAAGCCAACCAGGACAUACACUUCACAUUUCCAUUCACGUUCAGAGAGCUGAAUGUGCUGAAAGAGAAAAAGUUCAGCUUGGUGGAACUUGUUCAUCACUUCUUUACUGAAACCAAAGAAGCAGGACUCUGCAGGUUUGAAGAGGUCCAGGUUCUGUUCAUCUUUGAUGGUCUGGAUGAGUGUCGACUUCCUCUGGACUUCCACAACACUGAGAUCCUGACUGAUGUUACAGAGUCCACCUCAGUGGAUGUGCUGCUGACAAACCUCAUCAGGGGGAAACUGCUUCCCUCUGCUCGCCUCUGGAUAACCACACGACCUGCAGCAGCCAAUCAGAUCCCUCCUCAGUGUGUUGACAUGGUGACAGAGGUCAGAGGGUUCACUGACCCACAGAAGGAGGAGUACUUCAGGAAGAGGUUCAGAGAGGAGGAGCAGGUCAGAAGGAUCAUCUCCCACAUCAAGACUUCACGAAGCCUCCACAUCAUGUGCCACAUCCCGGUCUUCUGCUGGAUCACUGCUACAGUUCUGGAGGAUGUGUUGAAAACCAGAGGGGGAGGAGGGCUGCCCAAGACCCUGACUGAGAUGUACAUCCACUUCCUGGUGGUUCAGUCCAAACUGAAGAAUGUUAAGUAUGAUGGAGGAGCUGAGACAGAUCCACACUGGAGUCCAGAGACCAGGAAGAUGAUUGAGUCUCUGGGAAAACUGGCUUUUGAGCAGCUGCAGAAAGGAAACCUGAUCUUCUAUGAAUCAGACCUGACAGAGUGUGGCAUCGAUAUCAGAGCAGCCUCAGUGUACUCAGGAGUGUUCACACAGGUCUUUAAAGAGGAGAGAGGACUGUACCAGGACAAGGUGUUCUGCUUCGUCCAUCUGAGUCUUCAGGAGUUUCUGGCUGCUCUUCAUGUCCAUCUGACCUUCAUCAACUCUGGAGUCAAUCUGCUGUCAGAAGAACAAUCAACUUCCCUGUGGUCUAAACUGUUCAGAUACAAACCUGAUCCAACACAGCUCUACCAGAGGGCUGUGGACAAGGCCUUACAGAGUCCAAAUGGACACCUGGACUUGUUCCUCCGCUUCCUCCUGGGUCUUUCACUGCAGACCAAUCAGACUCUCCUACGAGGUCUGCUGACACAGACAGGAAGUGGCUCACAGACCAAUCAGCAAACAGUCCAGUACAUCAAGAAGAAGAUUGAAGAGACUCCCUCUGCAGAGCAAAGCAUCAACCUGUUCCACUGUCUGAAUGAACUGAAUGAUCGUUCUCUAGUGGAGCAGAUCCAACAGUCCCUGAGUUCAGGACGUCUCUCCACAGAUAAACUGUCUCCUGCUCAAUGGUCAGCUCUGGUCUUCAUCUUACUGUCAUCAGAAAAAGAUCUGGACGUGUUUGACCUGAAGAAAUACUCUGCUUCAGAGGAGGCUCUUCUGAAGCUGCUGCCAGUUGUCAAAGCCUCUAACAAAGCUCUGUAA